UUCGGUCACACUAAACUGCACUUUUGACAAGAAUUCGCCUCAAUUCGCUAUUUAAAAACGCAAAUGCAAUGCCGGACAAUUUCCCUCCGUGUGCCAUCCGUUUAUGGAUGAAUAUGCUGAAUAAGGGCUCGGCCCAGCCGGUGGGCCUUCUUCAGAACUGCCUGGUGCCGGCCAUGAGCAAGGAAGCGGCUAAAUUGGCAGUGAAGAUUGCAACCGAACGUGGCAUCUUGGUGACCAAUAAAGACGCCAAGGUCAGGCGCCCCACUCUCAAGUUCUGCCAGAAGCUGAACUCGCUGCGCAAAUUUGCAAAGGAUCCGUACUGCUACGAAUGUCAUCUGCCCGGAGAGCUUAGGACGUGCGUGACCUGUGAUCGCUGCUUCCACAACGAGUGCCAGCGCAAGGACCCCGAGAAGCCCACCUACGUGGUUCCCUCUGACAAGGAUCAACCAUUUCAGUUCCCUCUCAGCGUGCCGGACGAGGACAAAGAUAAAAGUGCAGAGGUGGUGGCCCCAACGCCCUCUCCACAGCCUCUUUUAGAUCACAACAGCAACAUUCAACAAGCCGCGCCGACACCCCAGACUUCGCACUUCGUCAAGCACGAGAACUACGAGUAUGACGACGACGUGUUCUAUGUCAGCGAAAAAAAGGGGGUCCGUCAGCGUUCGAAGGCCACUGUAAAGAACGAAGAGGGUCUUAAUUCGGACACCGAUACGAACAGCGAGCUAGAGCACUGCACUCGCUGUCGGCUUCUCAAGCUAGCCGCUAUCCGGAACCCGCCGCAAUUGGACAAAAAAGAGUUGUCCUCUCUCUUGGGCAAAGUCUGGGAUGACAGUCACAGCUGGAUGAGCACAGACGUGGCCACGUACAUGGCCAAGCUCUGGAAGAACCGUGAUAUUGCGCUGGUCAAGCGUAUCCUCUUCAAAACUGAUAUCCUGGGAAUGGCCGACAUCAAGCGGAACAUUGAGGCUGAAAAGUACAAGUACUUGAUGGAGUUUCACGCCGAUUUGCUUGACUUUCAGCACAACACUGCUGUGUUUUUUGGCCACCAGGCCGAGGAGUACGAACCCACCAAGAGGCUGAUCCGGGAUGUGUCACACUACAUCCAGGAAAUUCGUAAAUGUGUCGAUUGCUUUCGAUAUUCCAAUGAGUCCAAUCUGUCCAAGAUGUGGUUCGCCAAGCCCUGUACACAGCGCCACGAGUUGGUUCUUGCCAAGACUGCAGGCUACCCGCACUGGCCAGCAAAGGUCAUAAGCGUCUACAGCGGCAAUCCAAAUAGGUAUGAUGUUCGCUUUUUUGGCGGGGACCAUUCCCGAGCUUUGCUCGCCGAAAAGGAUAUAAUUCCCAUUGAUCUGGAUACUGAUUUACAUUUCAAAUCAAAAAACACGCACGGCUUCAACGACGCCUUGAUGGAACUGCAGUGCCACAUGAUGCUGUCCGGCUAUUCCGCUACUCUCUUUGGCUUCUAUGCUGAUUCCACAGAAGCCGAAGAGCUCAUUAAAAUGGCCCUGUCACGCUGCACCAAAUCGAGCGUCCCCCAAACCCCGGGCAAGCGCGGCAGACCGCCGACCCCGGCAGCUGCAAAGAAACGCAAGCUGCCGAAUACCCCCAGUUGCAAAUCUCCAGCGCCUACUCGUGUGAUGCCUCGACGUAGCGUGGUGCUGCGGGAGAACGGAAGCUCAGCCAACCAACCGGAGAAUGGAGUAUAUCAGAAUCUAACCGAGCAAAUCCUGAAGGCCCACGACGAUCUGCAGAAGUACCAAAGCGAAUUGGCCGCCAUGCAGCAGAAGCUUAAUGAUGCGAAGCUUAAGCGUUGGUGCCACCAUUGCCUGGAAGAGGCCGCGUUCGACUGCUGCUUCGCUGCGUCCUACUGCAGUGCCGACUGUCAGCGUCGCAAUAAAAGACGCCACCAGGCAGUGUGCAAAGUCAAUCAAUAAAUCAAGAUGCCUGGUGAUAAAGAAA
Molecule: messenger RNA, 1959 nt
Organism: Drosophila serrata
Lineage: Eukaryota; Metazoa; Arthropoda; Insecta; Diptera; Drosophilidae
Product: zinc finger MYND domain-containing protein 11
Biological process (GO): regulation of transcription elongation by RNA polymerase II; regulation of signal transduction
Cellular component (GO): nucleus
Molecular function (GO): transcription corepressor activity
Source: RefSeq, a predicted model, not a curated record